UGCGGACACAACAACUUUCUGGAGACUCGGAUCCGUUUUCAAGCCGAAUUCCCCUCUGGUGGGGUUGUGUUGCAAGUGCCCGGGAGCCGGCUCAAAACGAUGGCCGGCCGGACAAACUGUUCGCCCACGCCGCCAGCCUUGACGAUUCAAACACACCAAGACCGUGCGAUAUGUCUCUUGUACUCGAGUUGACACAAUGGUGUUUUCUGAAGCCGGGGCAUAAUCCCUACCGAUGGCGCCAAGGCUGGAAAGGAGCAACCGCUCUAGACCAAGCGGUGGCCUCCCACUUCAGACGGAAUUCGGAGCAAGACGGACAUAUCAAGACAAUACCGGUCAAGAACCUCCUUACUAGGACAGGUGUUGAACAGGAUGGCUCCAUUUGCACUUGGGAGGCUGCAACUGCAUGUACAUGCACACAACCGCAGUUCGGCACAUCCGUCCGGUGAGUCCUAUGAGGCAAAGAGACCCUCGCCAAUCAUCGCAUUUGCCGAAGGUCAAGGGGCUGAACGGCGCGGGGAAUUCUGUGACGCGGCGAGGUAGCAUCUCAGGAAUAUAUCGAUCGUAGAUUCACGAACACUUUUGAGCCACCUUUUUUCUUAUUUUACUUUUCCAGCAAAUAAGUGCUUGAAUCCUACCGCUAUUUCGACAACGCCCUGACAACAAUAACACACGAUAGCAGUAGCAACUUUCGCCAAAUGGAUCUUUUUAGGACCUUACCUGUCCGCUCCAUUUCGGUUGUCUCCCUGACGACUGCGUAUCUGGCGUCAUCAGGCAAACUACCCAUAUGGCCCCAAUGGAGCCUGGUACCGUCAUUCCUAGCUCUUUGGAGUCUUCAAUUCUCCUUCUGGCUUAUAUGGGUUCUCUUUCUCUACAAUAGUCUGUUUUCUCCCUUUCAAGACUUGCCCACGCCUGACGGCAAACAUUGGCUCUUUGGCCAUUUCCCCAUCAUCAAGAAGUUUCCGACUGGGAAACCUAUGAUUGAGUGGGUGAACACACUCCCGAAUGACGGCCUGAUCAGAUAUUUUGGUCUCUUCAACCAAGAGAGGCUGCUCCCUACAAACCCCAAGGUAUUGACCGAGCUUCUUACCACCAAAAACUAUGACUUCCAAAAGCCCUCUUCAUGGCGAUGGCUCAUCGGCCGUAUGCUCGGUGUCGGGCUUUUGUUGGCUGAAGGUGACGAACAUAAAGUGCAGCGGAGGAAUCUGAAUCCAGCAUUCCACUUCCGCCACAUCAAGAAUCUGUAUCCUAUUUUUUGGAGUAAAUCCAAGGAGGGUGUAGAGGCCUUGACCAAGAAAGUCCUGAGCGAGAAGAAGUCCAAUGGGCCAUCGGGACCCAAGGACCAAGAAGGAAGCCGUACGGCUGUCGUCGAGGUCGGAAACUGGGCCUCUAGAAUUGCACUCGACAUUAUCGGAGUCACCGGUCUCGGUCGUGACUUUGGCGCCAUCUCAGAUCCAGGGAACGAACUCAACCAGACCUACCAAAAUCUGUUUUCUCCCAGCAAGCAAAGCCAAACGCUCGGUAUGCUUAACCUCAUCUUCCCAGCCCGUCUAGUCCAACUCCUUCCUGUUCAACGCAACGCAGACAUUUUGGAAGCCGCCCGCUAUAUAAGGAACGUCUGCCACGACCUCAUCCGAGCCAAGAAAGAAAAGCAAGAACGGAAAGAGUCCCUCGGCGACGACAUCCUCUCCACCGCCAUCGAAUCCGGUGCUUUCAGCGACGAUAACCUUGUUGACCAACUCAUGACCUUCCUCGCUGCCGGCCACGAAACCACCGCGUCUGCCAUGACAUGGGCCAUCUACCUCCUUUCCAAGAACCCCGAGAUCCAAUCCCGCCUCCGCGCCGAAGUCCGUUCCCGCCUCCCCUCCCUUGCAGAUGAUUCCUCCCAAGAAAUCACCAGCGUCGACAUCGACUCCAUGACCUAUCUCAACGCGGUUUGCUCUGAAGUCCUUCGGUAUUUCCCCCCUGCUCCCGUCACCAUCCGGGUAGCUGCCUGCGACACCUCGAUCCAGGGCCGGCACAUACCCAAGGGAACUCAGUUCAUGAUCAUCCCUUGGGCUAUCAACAAGUCCGAAGCCCUUUGGGGGCCUGACGCAAGGGAGUUCAACCCUGACCGCUGGGUGCCAAAGGACGAGACGGAUAAGAGUGCUGCCAGUGGAGGGGCGACGUCGAACUAUGCGUUCCUGACUUUCUUGCACGGGCCGAGGAGUUGUAUCGGGCAGCAGUUUGCCAAGGCGGAGUUUGCGUGUAUGUUGGCUACGUGGGUUGGGAGGUUCGAGAUGGAGCUGGAGAAAAAGGAGGAGGAGGAUGAGGAGAAGAUUAGUAUCAAGAGCACGCUCACGGCGAGGCCGGAGAAGGGGUUGUUUGUGAGGUUAAAGGUGUUGGACGGGUGGUAGAUUGGCUUUGCCUUUUGUCUUUCACGAGGGUCGGAAGUAAUUUGUGAUAGCUGAAGUUUUCUAUUUGUUGAAUUUUGGGUUAUAUUUCUCUGAAGCGUGGAUAGUGGGUGCAAUAGCCAGGCCAUAUCCUUUUAAACCUACCUUGGUCAUAUAUCUUUGAUGUCAGGGCUCCAUCUCUUUAUCACUUGGACCCUGCCUCGGAUCAUGUCAAGAAAUAGUUACAACAGCCAACCCAUCUACCUUCUUCGCCAACUUAUCCGCCCCAUUCAACACCGCACUACAGUUUGACUCUGCUUACUACUCGCACAUUCAACGCCAGAUGCUUAUCAAACAAAUUCACCUGCCUCAACACAACCUUCAACAUUUCCAUCAACAUUAAGCCCCAACCCCGGUGCCUUUUGCCCACGUACACAAGUGCCUCUCGACUUACACCGACACAGGUAUCAUACCACAUGUCAUAACACACUACAGUCACCUUCAUAAUAAGAGACACGCAUAUGGUCACAUC
Molecule: messenger RNA, 2901 nt
Organism: Podospora pseudocomata
Lineage: Eukaryota; Fungi; Ascomycota; Sordariomycetes; Sordariales; Podosporaceae
Exons: 2
Coding region: 696-2393 (565 amino acids)
Molecular function (GO): monooxygenase activity; heme binding; iron ion binding
Source: RefSeq, a predicted model, not a curated record